AUGAGCCUUGAUUUGGCCACCAUGUGCGGAUGGCUCUAUGCCAUCGCGUGGAGUAUAUCGUUCUACCCGACGAUAAUGCUCAACUUGAAGAUUAAGAGCGCAGACUCUAUUUCUUUUGACUUUGCCGUGUUGAAUCUGCUUGGCUACUCGUGCUACACGGCGUCAAUCUACCUCCAGAUCUACAAUCCCGAGGUUCGCAGGCAAUUUGCAAAAACUUUUGAUGGCAACCUUCCGCUUCUCUCGGGGAUCGAUCUCGCGUACUCGGCUCACGGUCUGCUGCUGACGUUUGUUCUUUUAUCACAGAUCAUCCUGGGGAACAAAUGGUGGGGCUUCAAGAACUCCAGAACGGUGUUCAAGUUCAGCAGACUCGUGAGAACAUUCUACAUCGCCUUUAUGGGCUUCCUUCUGUUUAAUAUCUACUACAUGAGCAGACCAUUCCAGCUACUCACGUUUACAUUACAUUUGUCAUAUUGCAAGAUCCUCGUGAGUUGCACGAAAUACAUCCCGCAAGUGAUCCAUAAUUCCAAUCGCAAGUCGAUGUUUGGCAUUUCCAAGCUGCAAAUCCUGCUUGAUCUGUUAGGGUGUCUGUGCUCUGUUUCGGAGCUGCUCUUGCGGAACACAACAACGUUGACCAAACUGGUGGACGCGAACAGAAGCAAACUCGGGAUCAUUCUGGUGACCAUGGUGUUUGACCUGGUGUUCCUGAUCCAGUUUCGUCUUUACGAGUCUCCUCGCAAACAAACUGUUGCCAAGUCGGAGAAGGUGCCUGUUUAA
Ogataea philodendri is the source of this 774-nucleotide messenger RNA. RefSeq lists its product as uncharacterized. The transcript has a single exon. Lineage: Eukaryota; Fungi; Ascomycota; Pichiomycetes; Pichiales; Pichiaceae. Gene Ontology annotation, molecular function: L-cystine transmembrane transporter activity. The record is from RefSeq and is a predicted model, not a curated record. The coding region runs from base 1 to 774 and encodes 257 amino acids. Gene Ontology annotation, biological process: L-cystine transport. Gene Ontology annotation, cellular component: fungal-type vacuole; vacuolar membrane.